AUGGCCUCUUUGGACGAAGUCUUUAAGAAUGCGACAGAGAACGGAUCCAUCUUGGGUGCCGUUCUUCUAGGCAGAGACACUUCUGGUAAAUUCAACUACUCGAAAGCGUUUGGUCGCCGCACAUUUGGAGAUGGAGAGGAAAGUUUGAUGCGAACGGACACAGUGCUUUCUUUUGCUUCCGCCACGAAAAUAAUUACCUGCAUCGCGGUGAUGCAGUUAGUGGAGGCAGGGAAGCUCAACCUGGAAGAUGAUAUGUCACCCAUCAUCCCUGAACUCGCGGAGCAAGAGGUGCUCGUAGGCUUUGACGAGGGUACUGGCGAACCGCAGUUGCGGAAACGUAAGAACCCGCUCAAGCUGCGAUAUCUGCUCACCCAUAGCGCUGGUCUUGCCUACGACUUUCUGAACCCAUUACUCCAGAGAUGGGCGGCCUUCAACAACCGCACCCCGCAAACUAGUUCGACGGUGGUGAAACGCUUCGCGUACCCACUGACGUACGAGCCAGGAACUGGCUGGGACUACAGCCCGGGCAUUGAUUGGGCAGGAAAGGUUGUGGAGCGAGUUACGGGAGAGACACUGGAGUCCUACUUCCAGAAGCACAUUUUCGCCCCUCUCGAUAUCACCAGCUUAACCUUUUGGCCGCACAAGCAUCCGUCCAUUCAACGCAAAUUAGCGGCCAUGACUACAAGAGCUUCGUCCGGCGGCGUAGAAGCUUACAAAGGCCCGUACAUUACCGACGGGGCAGAGGACUGCUUUGGUGGACAUGGUGCCUAUGGCAAUCUGGAGGAUUACAUGAAGAUUUUGACAUCGUUGCUCGUCAGCGAUGGGACGCUGCUGCGGAAGGAGACUGCCGACCUGUUUUUCACGCCACAGCUGACGGUCGAGAGCAAGGCCGCGCAGAAUGCCCUAAUCCAUGAUGCAGAGAAGAUAAAGAUAUUUGUCGGCGAUUUCCCCUCGGAUGUGAAAUAUGACUGGGGCUUGGGCGGUAUCUUGGUUCAGAGUGACGGAAGCAGGAGAAGGUCCAAGGGCACUAUGAUUUGGAGCGGCAUGCCGAACCUCUUUUGGUUCAUUGAUCGGGCCAGAGGACUGUGUGGCGUAAUUGGCAUGCAGUUGCUACCCCCCGCCGAUCCGACAACGCAAGAACUGGUGAAAUUGUUCGAGGAGGGAAUGUACGAGCUUCUUGGAAACCAGGUGGCUUAG
Messenger RNA from Aspergillus pseudoviridinutans, 1197 nucleotides. RefSeq names its product serine hydrolase domain-containing protein. The record is from RefSeq and is a predicted model, not a curated record. The transcript has 3 exons. The coding region runs from base 1 to 1197 and encodes 398 amino acids. NCBI's taxonomy places the organism in Eukaryota, Fungi, Ascomycota, Eurotiomycetes, Eurotiales, Aspergillaceae.